AGUAUGUAUUUGAUUUGAAAGAAACACAUCUCGCUUUCCCAAUCUGUCACUUUCGUAGCAGAAGGUAUCCGGUCGAGGUAUACGCUAUCGGCGAUUGUGGUGAAAAUGAAUUCUAUAUUGGCGUUGUUGCUGGCCUGUCUUGUGGCUGUAGCAUCUGGUGAAACAUGUGAAGGUGCACAAGUUGAUGCUGUUGGAUUUACCUCUGAGGAUGCAACCCUUGUCACAAAGAUAGCAUACAUUGCAGAUUUCAGCUUAUCCUGUUCAAAUGGUGCAAAGGAUGUGUCACUAUAUGCAGAAACUUUUGAUGGGAUUGUGGGUGUUGCUCGAUCAGUUGAUGGUGUCAAGUAUCAAGUAAGUUGGGUUGAAGAUGUUGCAACUGCUGGAUCUGGACAACGACCCAUCAAGCUUUAUGAUGAAGCUGGAUAUGCUGCUUUGAGAAAAGCUCAGCGUGGCAAUGAAGAUACUGCUGCAGUGCAGCCAAUUGCUGUUAUUAACCUCUAUCAUCCAGGUGCUUACAGAGGUCCUUGGGUUCAGUCAGAGACUAUGGCCAUUCUUGCUGCUAUUUUCAUUUACUACUAUGCCUUGACACAGAAGAACAAGCUCAUGGCUUAAG
Molecule: messenger RNA, 613 nt
Organism: Macrobrachium nipponense
Lineage: Eukaryota; Metazoa; Arthropoda; Malacostraca; Decapoda; Palaemonidae
Gene: Tapdelta
Product: translocon-associated protein subunit delta-like
Exons: 6
Coding region: 106-612 (168 amino acids)
Cellular component (GO): endoplasmic reticulum; membrane; endomembrane system
Source: RefSeq, a predicted model, not a curated record